AUGUUCCUUCUUACCUACCUUUUGCCCCUGGUUUGGCUUGCUUCAUCCUCUCCUUUCCCUCAAACUCGUGCGAAUAACAUUACUUCUCUUAACACUACAAGCUUCAAUUCGACAAGGAUUGCAGCAGCAGCAGUUGCAUCCAGCUGGUGGUACGCCAACAUUGACCAUAGCACUGGCGCUGUCCGUGACUAUGCACCUGGCGUCGGCGACUACAACUACCCGAUCUACAAAUCGGUCAACAACGUCAAUGACCUCUACAAUGCUAUUUUCUCGGACGGACCAAAUGGAAGUCAGAGACCGUCUGCACUCGGAGACCAGGACCCCGGCAAUAUCAUCAGCAACGACUACCUCGCAGCCCUUCCAAGAGUCGUCUACAUUCAGCCUGGAACUUACGUUCUCAAUCGCAAGCUUGCGCUCACCGGCGAUACAAUUUUGAUUGGCGAUGCAGUCAAUCCUCCAAUUCUCCAAGCUUCUUCCGGCUUCAGUGAUCCAUACGUGAUUCAAGGUGGGUCAGGAAUCACGGAUCCUUCAGAUAACAAUGGCCACGGAGAGCUUCGAUUCUCCAGGAUGAUCAAGAACAUCAUUAUAGACACAACUCAGGCGACCGGAAAGUCGGACUUGAUUGCCUUGGAGUGGGGUGUAGCACAGAACUGUGCCCUUACCAACAUCCAGAUUCGCAUGCCUCUACAGAAACACACGGGGCUCUAUGUCGGCCAGGGCUCGACCAUUCAGGUUGCUGACGUAUCCUUCAGCUAUGGAGACACGGGUAUCUUGGUCCGCAACCAGCAAGCUACGUUGAAGAACAUGAAGUUUGUCGACACAACAACAGGCAUUACGAUUGCUGGGGGCUUUGCAAUGAACAUUCUCAAUCCGACUUUCGAUACAGUCGGCAAUUGUGUCACACAGACAAACGGACAGCCUUGGCUAUCGAUCGUGGACGCCAAUGUGGUCAACUCGGGAAUUCUCCUGCAAACGGUGCAAUAUCCAAAUUUCAUGCUCGAGAACGCUGUUCGAGACAACAACAAUGCCAUGGCCGUCGCAGGAGGAAAGGCCGUUGUUGGCGGCAUCCAAAAGGUCGGCCACUACGUUUACGGCAAUACAUAUGGCAAGAAUCCCCCCUACCAGACUGGCAACACGCCAUCCGCCGGCCGCCGACCAUCCAGUCUUCUCGUCAAUGGCAAAUUCCCUAUUGUCACGCCAAACCAGCAUACCGAUAAAACCGCAGCAGAUGUCAUCAAUCUCAAAGACACUUCUCAAAACGGUGGUAUCAAAGUCCUCGGCGAUGGCAACAAUAUCGAUGGGCCUGGCUUGCAAGCUGGCCUGAACAAGGCUGCAUCUGCCGGGAAGAUUGCGUACCUUCCUUUUGGUGUCUAUCGUGUCGAUGACACCCUCACAAUCCCUCCCGGAACGAUCCUUUUCGGGAAUGGAUGGUCGACCAUCCAAGGUAUUGGCCAGAAUUUCAAGACUGAGAGCAACCCUAGGCCAGUCGUGCAAGUUGGCGCGCCCGGUUCAUCAGGGACAGCGGAGAUUCAUGACAUUCGCGUUAAUGCAGGUGAGCAGCUUCCAGGCGGUAUCCUCGUGCAAGUCAACAUGGCCGCAGGCAAAGGUGGUGUCCUCGUCGAAGCGACAAAAGGAACGUGGCUCACUGGCCUUGGCAGCGAGCACUGGUGGUAUUACAACCUGGGCUACAACAAAGCCUCCAACGUCUUCGUCUCGCUUUACCAGUCCGAGACCAACUACCAAGAAGGCAAUAGCCAAAGUGGCUCUGGCGGCCCAAGCGAUCCCCCUCCCGGACCUUUCCAGCCCACCGGCGCUGGUCCUGACUGGAGUCACUGCGACGGCGCCGCGGCGGUCUGUCGCAUGACGAUGAAUCAGUGGUUCAAAAGCGGUAGCAAUAUCGUCAGCUACUCAAGUGCGAGCUGGAACUUUGGAGACGGAAACAGACAGGCCAAUGUCAAUGUCAUGGAGCAGGCGCCCGCGAAUCUCCAGUUGUAUGGUUUGUGCGCGGGUUCGAGCACGAAUUACAUCAUGCGACUCCCGGAUGGGAGUCGAUUUGGAAGACCUGAUGAUGGAUACAAGGGCAGCUGGCAGACACUUGUCGCGGAGGCAACAUUCUAG
Messenger RNA from Fulvia fulva, 2118 nucleotides. RefSeq names its product Glucan endo-1,3-beta-glucosidase. Bases 1 to 2118 code for a protein of 705 amino acids. The transcript has 2 exons. Lineage: Eukaryota; Fungi; Ascomycota; Dothideomycetes; Mycosphaerellales; Mycosphaerellaceae. The record is from RefSeq and is a predicted model, not a curated record.